Molecule: messenger RNA, 411 nt
Organism: Adineta ricciae
Lineage: Eukaryota; Metazoa; Rotifera; Eurotatoria; Adinetida; Adinetidae
Source: the annotation of a GenBank genome assembly
AUGACGUCAACUGCGAAAUUCUGUCGAAAGAAUUGUGGUUGUUUUGGAAAUUCGGCAUUGGAUGGACUUUGUUCGCGUUGUUACACUCAACAAAAGAAGAAUGACGAAAAUCUUGAAGAAGCAACACAACAAGAUACGUCUGUUGUCAUCAAAUCAACAAUGCCCGUCGACAGUCUUUCAUUGACGGCUUCAACAAUAGGAAACAAGACUCGAAAGAAGACGCGAUGUCCCAAUUGUCACAAACUUUUAGGUAUUUUACAAUAUUCCUGCGCAUGCGGUGGUCAAUUCUGUUCAAAAUGCCGUUAUUCCAUUGAACAUCAGUGCCCGAUCGAUUACAAAGCUCUUGGUCGACAAUUUCUCGUCGACGCCAAUCCCCAAGUGAUUGCCGAUCGUGUUCCCAAUCGUCAAUAA